AUGAUUUUUAAAUCUUUUCUACUAGGUAAUCCAUUAUCCUUAUGCAUGAAGAUAAUAAAUUCGGUCGUUGUGGUCGGGCUCUAUUAUGGAUUUCUGACCACAUUCUCCAUAGGGCCCUCUUAUCUCUUCCUUCUCCGAGCUCGGGUUAUGGAAGAAGGAACCGAGAAGGAGGUAUCAGCAACAACUGGUUUUAUUGCGGGACAGCUCAUGAUGUUCAUAUCGAUCUAUUAUGCGCCUCUGCAUCUAGCAUUGGGUAGACCUCAUACAAUAACUGUCCUAGUUCUACCGUAUCUUUUGUUUCAUUUCUUCAAUCAUAAAAACUUUUUUGAUUAUGGAUCUACUACCAGAAAUUCAAUGCGUAAUCUCAGCAUUCAAUGUGUAUUCCUGAAUAAUCUAAUCUUUCAAUUAUUAAACCAUUUCAUUUUACCAAGUUCCACGUUAGCCAGAUUAGUCAACAUUUCUAUGUUUCGAUGCAACAACAAGAUUUUAUUUUUAACAAGUAGUUUUGUUGGUUGGUUAAUUGGUCACAUUUUAUUCAUGAAAUGGGUUGGAUUGGUAUUAUUCUGGAUACGGCAAAAUCAUUCUAUUCGAUCUAAUAAGUAUCUUGUGUCAGAAUUGAGAAAUUCUAUGGCUCGAAUCUUUAGUAUUCUCUUAUUUAUCACCUGUGUCUACUAUUUAGGCAGAAUGCCGUCGCCUAUUGUCACUAAGAAACUGAAAGAGAAAGAAACCUCAGAAACGGAAGAAGGGGGAGAAAGAAAGGAAGAAAGCGAUGUAGAAACAACUUCCGAAAUGAAGGAGACUAAACAGGAACAAGAGGGAUCCACCGAAGAAAACCCUUCCCUUUUUUCGGAAGAAAGGGAGGAUCUGGACAAAAUAGAUGAAACGGAAGAGAUCCGAGUGAAUGGAAAGGAAAAAACAAAGGAUGAAUUUCACUUUAAAGAGGCACGCUAUCAAGAUCAAGAUAGCCCAGUUUACGAAGAUUCUGAUCUGGAGACCCAUCAAGAGAAUUGGGAAUUGGGAAGACUGAAAGAAGAGAAAAAGAAAAGAAUGAAUAUGUGGGUUGAAAAAACUUUUGUCACUUUUCUUUUCGAUUUUAAGCGAUGGAAUCGUCCAUUACGAUAUAUAAAAAAUAAGAAAUUAGAAAAUGCUUUACGCAAUGAAAUGUCACAAUUUUUUUUUUUUACAUGUACAAGUGAUGGGAAACAAAUAAUAUCCUUUACAUAUCCGCCCAGUUUAUCGACUUUUUCGGAAAUGCUAGAACAAAGAAUUUCUUUAUACAUAAUAGAAAAACUAUACGACGAAGAUCUUUAUAAUUCUUGGAUUUAUACUAAUGAAAAAAAAAAGUGCAAUUUGAACAAUGAAUUGAAAAGACGAAUCCAAAUUCUAGAAAAAAAUGAGGGAUCCUCUAGUCUGGAUAUGCUUGAAAAAAGAACCAUAUUAUGUGAUGAUGAAAAAAAAAAAAAAUGCUUGCCAAAAGCAUAUGAUCCUUUUUUCAACGGACCAUAUCGAGGAACGAGAAAAGAAUUAGAUUCAUGUGUAAUCAUGAAUACUUAUACAGAUACAGAAGAUUUAGUAGAAUUUUUUUUUCUAAAUAAGAUUCAUGAUCUACUUAUUAAUGAUUCCGUAGAACUCCAACGUCAAUCAUUUUUGAAUUCUAAAGAAGAAAAAGGAAUUGAUUCAGAAAGUCAAGCAAAAUAUUUGCAAUUUGUAUUUGAUGUAAUUACAACACAUACAAAAGAUCAAAAAACAAUGAAAAAAAAAUCUAUUGGAAUUAGAAUAGAAGAAGUCAGUAAAAAGGUUUCUCGAUGGUCAUACAAAUUAACCGAGAAAUUGGAAGAAGAGGAAGAAGAAAAUGGAGAAGAAUUGGAGGAAGACGAUUAUGAGAUUCAUUCAAGAAGAGCCAAACUUGUGAUAAUUUAUAACGAUAAUGAUCAGAAUACCAAUUCUAUUUCUAGUAUUCAGAAUACUAGUAACAAUGAUAAAAACGAUGAUCCAAUGGAAGAGGGAGAGGUGGCUUUGAUACGUUACUCACAACAAUCGGAUUUUCGUCGCAAUCUAAUCAAAGGAUCCAUGCGCGCUCAAAGACGUAAAACAGUUAUUUGGGACCUCUUUCAAGUAAAUGUACAUUCCCCACUUUUUUUGGAUCGUCUAGACAAAAUGUUUUUUUUUUCGUCUUUUGAUAUCAACGAAAUGAAGAAUCUAAUUUUUAGGAAUUGGAUGGGCAGAAAACAAGAAUCAGAAUUAAAAAUUUCCUAUUUUGAAAAUGACGAUAAAAAAGAAGAAAAGAAGAAAGAGGAAAAAAGAUAUAAAAACGAACAGAUAGAAAUAUCAGAAGCUUGGGAUGCUUUUAUAUUUACUCAAGUAAUAAGAAGUUUGAUGUUAAUAACCCAAUCUUUUCUUAGAAAAUACAUUCUAUUGCCUUCAUUAAUAAUAGCCAAAAACCUUUUCCGUAUGUUAUUAUUCCAAAUUCCCGAGUGGGACGAGGAUUUUAAGGAAUGGAAUAGAGAAAUCCAUAUUAAAUGCACCUAUAAUGGUGUUCAAUUAUCAGAAACAGAAUUUCCCCAAGAUUGGUUAAUAGAUGGUAUUCAGAUAAAGAUUCUAUAUCCUUUCUGUCUAAAACCUUGGAGAAAAUCUAAGGCACAAUCUCAUCAUAGAGAUCUAAUGAAAAAAAAAGAGAAAAAAACAAAUUUUUGUUUUUUAACAGUCUGGGGAAUGGAAGCGGAACUUCCCUUUGGUUCUCCCCGAAAACGACCUUUUUUUUUUGAACCUAUUUAUAAAGAACUCCAAAAAAGAAAAAAAAAGGUGAAAAAUAAAUUUUCAAAAGUUUUAAAAUCUUUAAAUAAAAUAAAUAAAAAAAUAAAAUCCUUUCUAAAAAUUCUAAAAGAAAAAACAAAAGGGGUCGUUCAAAUUAUCAAACUAAUAAUGAAAAAACUGGAGAAAGUAAAUCCAAUUUUAUUAUUUAAAUUAAGUAAAGAAAAAGUAUAUGAACCAAACGAAAACAAAAAAGAUUUCAAAAGAAAUAAGAAUAUUCUUCGCGAAUCGUCCGUAAUAGAAAAAAGAAUGAAAGACCUUUCUGAUAAGACAAUCAAAAUAAGGAAUCAAAUUGAACAAAUCGCAAAAGACAAGAAAAAAAAAGAAAUAGUUCUAAUUUCUGAUAAUAAAGGAUCGGGAUCACAGAAACAUAUUUUGAAAAUAUUAAAAAGGAAAAAUAUCCGAUUAAUGCGUAAAUCACACUACUUUAUCAAAUCAUUCAUUGAAAAAAUAUACAUAGAUAUUUUGCUAUGUACCAUUACCGUUUCUAAGAUAAAUGCACAACUUUUCUUUGAAUCAACAAAAAAGAUCUUUACUAAAUCCAUUUACAACAAUGAAAUAAAUCAAGAACAAGAAGGAAUUGAUGAAACAAAUAAAAAUACAAUGAAUUUUCUUUUGACUAUAAAAAAAUUCAAAUCGUUUUCAAAUACUGAUAAUACUACGAAUAGCAAUCAAAAUUCCAAUACUUAUUGGAACUUAUCUUCCCUGUCCCAAGCAUAUGUUUUUUACAAAAUAUCACAAAACCAAUUACUUAAUAAGCAUCAAUUGAGACCUGUACUUAAAUAUCAAGGGAGCUAUCCUUUUUUUAAGGAUAAUUUAAAAGACUAUUGUAUGAUACAUGGAAUAUUUAACUCACAUAAUAAAAUUCAUACGUAUGUAAUGAACGAAUGGAAAAAUUGGUUAAAAGGUCAUUAUCAAUACGAUUUAUCUCAAAAAAAAAGGUCUCCAUUAGUACCUAAAGAAUGGCGAAAUAGAAUCAAUAAACAUCGUAUGAUUCAAAACAAGGAAUCAAACCAAUUGGAUUUAUAUAAAAAAUACCAAUUUAUUUAUUCCAUGAAAAAAGAUGACUAUGCAGCAAAUUCAUUUAUGAGUCAAAAAGACAAAUGGAAAAAACAUUACAGAUAUGAUCUUUUCUCAUAUAAAUACAUAAACCUUCCUAAUUUAUACAUUUCUGGAUCAACAUUAGAAAUAAACGGGGACCAAGAAAUUCUAUCUCAUUUCAAUAUAUCGAAACCUGAAUCAUUUUAUGUAUUGGUAAGUAUACCUAGUAAUAAUUAUCUAGAAAAAGGAUAUCUUAUUGAUAGGAAUACAAAUUUGGAUAGAAAAUAUCUUGAUUGUAGAAUUCUUCAUCUUUGUUUUCUAAAUAAUAUUGAGAUCUGGACCGAUGUACAUAUUGGUAUCAAGAUUCAGAAAGAUACUAAAAAUGAAAUUAAGAAUUUCAAAAAAAUGGAAAAAAAAGAUCUUUUUUUUCCUACAAUUCAUCAAGAGAUCAAACCAUGCAAUCAAAAAAGAAACUUUUUUGAUUGCAUGGGAAUGAAUAAAGAAAGGUUCUAUGAUACCGCAUCAAAUCAUGAUACUAUAUCCAAUCUAGAAACUUGGUUCUUCCCAGAAUUUGUGCUACUUUUUGAUGUAUAUAAAAUUAAACCUUGGAUCAUCCCAAUCAAAUCACUCUUUUUUCAUUUUUCUAUAAAUGAAAAAAGUAAAAGCAUUAACGUAAAUCCAAAGAAAUCAUCUAAUAAAAAAAAAGAUCGUGAAUUAGGAAAUUCCAAGCAGGAAGAGAAUGAACAACAGGUCCAAGGAAAUCUUGUAUGGAAUCUACGAAAAAUAAAAAAAGAAAAUCAAAAAACUGUUGAAGAAGAUUACGCAAGAUUAGAAAUGAAAAAGGUUCUAAAAAAGAAACAAUAUAAGAGCAAGAAUGAAAUGGAACUAGAUUUCUUUUUGAAAAAAUAUUUACUUUUUCAACUAAGAUGGGCUGAUCCCUUGAAGAAAGAAAUAAUGAAAAAUAUCAGGAUAUAUUGUCUCCUACUUAGACUAAGAAAUCCAAAGGAAAUUGCUAUAUCUUCGAUUCAAAGAGGUGAAAUAAAUAUAGAUGAAAUGCUGAUUCAAAAGGACCUAGUUCUUGCAGAAUUGAUAAGAAAGGGAAUAUUUAUUAUUGAACCAAUUUGUCUAUCUAUACAAAGGAAAGGAAAAUAUAUUAUAUAUCAAACUAUGGAUAUUUCAUUGGUCGAUAAGAAAAAGCAUCAAACAAAGAAAAAAUACACAAAAAAAAGAUAUAUUGAGAAAGGGGGGUUUGAAAAAUCCAUUGCACGACACAGCAACAUAUUUUUGAGUGGAGACAAAAAUCAUUAUGAUUUACUUGUUCCUGAAAAUAUUCUAUCUCCCAGACGUCGUAGAGAAUUUCGAAUUCGAAUUUGUUUCAAUUCCCGGAAUUUUCAUGUUGUGGAUAGAAAUACAAGAUUUUGCAAUGAAAACAAAAUAAGAAACUGUGGACAAUUUUUGAAUGAGAACAAACAUAUUAAUACAGAUAGAAAAGAUUUCAUGAAAUUCAAAUUGUUUCUUUGGCCCAAUUUUCGAUUAGAAGAUGUAGCUUGUAUGAAUCGCUAUUGGUUUGAUACCAAUAACAGCAGUCGUUUCAGUAUGUCAAGAAUACAUAUGUAUUCACAAUUGAGAAUGAAUUCAAUUCCAAUGAAAAAUGAAAAAAAUCUAUAG
Dendrobium catenatum is the source of this 5520-nucleotide messenger RNA. NCBI's taxonomy places the organism in Eukaryota, Viridiplantae, Streptophyta, Magnoliopsida, Asparagales, Orchidaceae. The record is from the annotation of a RefSeq genome assembly.